Molecule: messenger RNA, 2205 nt
Organism: Lepus europaeus (European hare)
Lineage: Eukaryota; Metazoa; Chordata; Mammalia; Lagomorpha; Leporidae
Gene: F13A1
Product: coagulation factor XIII A chain
Exons: 14
Coding region: 7-2205 (732 amino acids)
Biological process (GO): peptide cross-linking; blood coagulation, fibrin clot formation
Molecular function (GO): protein-glutamine gamma-glutamyltransferase activity
Source: RefSeq, a predicted model, not a curated record
CUGAGAAUGUCAGACAGCUCCAGCAACACCUUUGGGGGCAGGCGGGCAGUCCCGCCCAACAACUCCAAUGCAGCAGAAGACGAACUCCCCACAGAGGAGCUGCAGGCCCUGCUGCCCCGGGGCGUGAACCUGCAAGACUACCUUAAUGUCACAGACGUGCACCUCUUCAAGGAGAGAUGGGACACCAACAAGAUUGAGCACCACACCGACAAGUACGACAACAGCAAGCUGAUUGUGCGCAGGGGGCAGCCCUUCUACGUGCAGAUUGACUUUAACCGUCCCUACGACCCCAAGAGGGAUUUCUUCAGGGUGGAAUACGUCAUUGGUCGCUACCCUCAAGAAAACAAGGGAACCUACAUCCCAGUGCCGGUGGUCUCAGAGCUGCAGAGUGGAAAGUGGGGGGCCAAGGUCAUCAUGAAUGAGGACAAGUCUGUCCGGCUGUCCAUCCAGUCUUCGCCCGAAUGCAUUGUGGGGAAAUUCCGCAUGUAUGUUGCCGUGUGGACCCCCUAUGGCAUACUCCGAACUCGCCGAAACCCAGAUACAGACACAUACAUUCUCUUCAACCCUUGGUGUGAAGAGGACGCUGUAUACCUGGAUGAUGAAAAAGAGAAAGAAGAGUACGUCCUGAAUGACCUCGGGGUGAUUUUUUACGGCGAGGUCAAUGACAUCAAGAGUAGAAGCUGGAGCUAUGGCCAGUUUGAAGAUGGCAUCCUCGAUGCUUGCUUGUACGUGAUGGACAGGGCACAGAUGGAUCUCUCUGGCAGAGGAAACCCCAUUAAAGUCAGCCGCGUGGGGUCUGCAAUGAUUAACGCUAAAGAUGAUGAGGGUGUCAUCGUUGGAUCCUGGGACAAUAUCUACGCUUAUGGUGUCCCACCAUCGGCCUGGACUGGAAGUGUCGACAUUCUACUGGAAUACCGGAGCUCCGAGAACCCAGUGCGGUAUGGCCAGUGCUGGGUGUUUGCCGGGGUCUUUAACACAUUCCUACGAUGCCUUGGAAUACCAGCAAGAGUCAUUACCAAUUAUUCCUCGGCCCACGAUAAUGAUGCCAAUUUGCAAAUGGACAUCUUCCUGGAAGAAGACGGGAACGUGAGCUCCAAACUCACCAAGGACUCGGUGUGGAACUACCAUUGCUGGAACGAAGCGUGGAUGACGAGGCCCGACCUCCCCGUCGGGUUUGGAGGCUGGCAAGCCGUGGACAGCACCCCCCAGGAAAACAGCGACGGCAUGUACCGCUGUGGCCCAGCCUCCGUCCAGGCCAUCAAGCAUGGCCACGUCUGCUUCCAGUUUGACUCCCCUUUCGUCUUUGCCGAGGUCAACAGUGAUAUUAUUUACAUCACAGCCAAGAAGGACGGCAGUCACGUGGUGCAAACUGUGGAUACCACCUCCAUUGGGAAAUUGAUUGUGACCAAGCAGAUUGGAGGCGACGGCAUGACUGAUAUUACCGAUGCUUACAAAUUCCAAGAAGGUCAAGAAGAAGAGAGGCUGGCCUUAGAAACCGCCCUGAUGUACGGCGCUAAGAAAGCCCUCAGCACAGAAGGCGUCCUCAAGCCGAGGUCUGACGUGGAUAUGAACUUCGAAGUGGAAAAUGCCGUGCUGGGGAAAGACUUCAAGCUCACCAUCACCUUCCAGAACAACAGCCCCAACCGCUACACCAUCUCAGCCUAUGUCUCGGGCAACGUCACUUUCUACACCGGGGUCUCCAAAGUCGAGUUCAAGAACGAGUCGUUCAGAGUGACGCUGGAGCCCCUGUCCUACAAGAAGGAGGAAGUGUUGAUCAGAGCCAGCGAAUACAUGGGCCAGCUGCUGGAGCAGGCGUCCCUGCACUUCUUCGUCACCGCCCGAGUCAACGAGACCAAGGAUGUGCUGGCCAAGCAGAAGUCCAUUGUCCUCACGGUCCCCAAGGUCGUCAUCAAGGUGCGUGGCACUCCUGAAGUCGGUUCUGACAUGGUUGUCACGGUCGAGUUCACCAAUCCUUUAAAAGAAGCUCUGAAAAAUGUCUGGAUCUACCUGGAUGGCCCUGGGGUGAUACGGCCAAAGAGGAAGUUGUUCCGUGAAAUCCGGCCCAACUCCACCGUGCAGUGGGAAGAAGUGUGUCGGCCUUGGGUCCCUGGCCCUCGGAAGUUGAUCGCCAGCAUGACCAGUGACUCCCUGAGACACGUGUACGGCGAGCUGGGCUUGGAGAUUCGAAGACGACCUUCUAUGUAA